CACGAAUUGUUUUUCUUGACCGGCCACCUCCAGCAAUACCCACGUAUGCCAAGCAAGAACCUCAGAAACUACCGAACUUCGACACACUGCGUAUUAUUUCCUAUCCAACGACUAUGUCCCUACAUCAUUUCCGAGAUACUUGGAUGGUGCUCGCCAGCUGACUUGGUAAUUAUCGGGGGAUUAUCCAAGAAUUUUAAAGCUUUCUUGGAUAGUAAACCUCACGGAUCGUUAUGCUGGAAAUGCGCUCGAGCGAACAUUGCUGAUCUGCCUCCUCCGCCAUCGCUUUCAGACUAUAAUCUCAACGAACAUGCCUAUGCCGCCUUUCUUUUCAAUGCAUCUCAGAAGCCUUGUAUCUGCUGCGGGCAACCUACAAACGGAAAAUUCCUUGUCAUCAUGUAUAGAGUGUACCUUUGUGAUCGAGUUUCUUGCGCGAAACAAUUUGAAUCAGAGGACCGGGGAUAUGUGUUUUCUUAUUAUCAGGACAAGGGAUGCACCCGCAUAUAUGCGCCAAUACUGCCCGUUUUGCCGUACAAUCUUCCCAGCGGACGGAAGCUUUUCAUUGUUCGGCAUGCCAAGCAGGAGCUGAAAGAAUAUCGACGAGUUACGGCUGCUAGCGAGAAGGAAGUUCGGGAUGAGCAGCGGCACCUGAAGAGGAUACGACGACAUCAUUUAAAUAAUCAUUCGGCAGUGUUGUAUACCUGGAUGGCCCGACAUCGGAAACACGCCAGCCGAUGUGCGAAGACUAAACAAAGAAUUCUUGAAAGCGGUAGCGCAGGCCGAGAACCUCAGAGCUCCAGCUAUCCUCGCAUCACCGACUGCGCGCCAAAUGCUCAAUGCAUUCAGUGAUUCCCUGACUCUUUUGACCUCGACUGGUCAGUA
Messenger RNA from Desarmillaria tabescens, 879 nucleotides. RefSeq lists its product as uncharacterized. The record is from RefSeq and is a predicted model, not a curated record. NCBI's taxonomy places the organism in Eukaryota, Fungi, Basidiomycota, Agaricomycetes, Agaricales, Physalacriaceae. Bases 46 to 846 code for a protein of 266 amino acids. The transcript has 8 exons.